GGGCGCGCGCGGCGGCGGCGGCGCGUUCCGUUCCGUUCCGGCCGGAGGCUCGCAGCGGAAAAGUUGCGAGGCUGAGGAGCAGCCCGGGGACUGGCAGCGAGCACGACGCCAAGCCGGCUCCCGGCGCCCGCAGCCUCGCCAUGGACGACCUCGACGCUCUGCUGGCAGACUUGGAGUCUACCACCUCCCACAUCUCCAAACGGCCUGUGUUCUUGUCCGAGGAGACCCCCUACUCAUACCCAACUGGAAACCACACGUACCAGGAGAUUGCCGUGCCACCUCCUGUCCCUCCACCACCGUCCAGCGAGGCCCUCAAUGGCACCAUCCUUGACCCCUUAGACCAGUGGCAGCCCAGUGGUUCCCGAUUCAUCCACCAGCAGCCUCAGUCCCCAUCACCUGUGUACGGCUCCAGUGCCAAAGUUUCCAGUACCUCCAACCCCCAGGACGACAUCGGUGUCUCUCCGUGUUCCCGAGUGGGUGAGGAGGAGCACGUCUACAGCUUCCCCAACAAGCAGAAGUCAGCUGAGCCCUCACCCACUGUAAUGAGCUCCUCUUUGGGCAGCAAUCUUUCUGAACUUGACCGUCUACUGCUGGAGCUGAAUGCUGUACAGCAUAACCCCCCAGGCUUCCCUGCAGAUGAGGCCAACUCAAGCCCCCCACUGCCUGGGGCCCUGAGCCCUCACUAUGGCAUCCUGGAGAAUAACAGCCCCCUGGGGGGCAAAGCCGGGCCCCUGACAAAAGAGAAGCCCAAGCGGAACGGGAGCCGGGGCCUGGAGGACGUGCGGCCUAGCGUGGAGAGUCUCUUGGAUGAACUGGAGAGCUCUGUGCCCAGCCCCGUCCCUGCCAUCACUAUGAACCAGGGUGAGAUGAGCAGCCCUCAGCGAGUCACCUCCAGCCAGCAGCAGACACGCAUCUCGGCCUCCUCUGCCACCAGAGAGCUGGACGAGCUGAUGGCCUCGCUAUCGGAUUUUAAGACCAGCUCCUCCGUGGUGGCCCUGAGCUUCCCAGGGCUGCCGGCCAGCUCUGCUUCGUCCCCACACUGCACACUUCCUCCUUCUUCCAUGCCUUCUGUAUUCCUGCCAUACACCACUAAACCCUCCCCUCGAGGCCAGGGCCACACCCUGGAGGUCCCCUGCACUGAGCAGAAUGGACAGCAUCUUCGUCUUCCACCUCCUGUGGCCCCCAGCUGGGUUGACUUGGCUGGCCUUGGGGUGACAGCUAAUACUCCCAACUCAAGAGCUCCCUCUGUGGAGGGUUCUCUGGGGCUCUUUGAUGUAGAGAGCCAGGCUCAAGAUUGGAGGGACCUGCCAAACCCCACAAGUGAGUUUUCUAGGGCUCCCCCCUGCCGCACUCUACUCUGUGCUGGGUACACAGGUCCCCAGGAGCCUGGAGACCCCCAGGGGCCACUGGCCAACCCUUUGUGCCCAGAGGAGGUCGUGGCUGCCACUUGGGAGCGGCCGUGGACUUUGGAGGCAUUCAGGCCUGAGAUUCCCCGUGGAGCUGCUCGUACCUUCCAGGAAGUAACUGAGCCAGCUGUGGUGGCAGUGGACCGUCAGGCUGUCUUCCCAGAUACCUGGAGUCUCACAAAGGAACAUGACCAGCGGGAGGAGAGGGCAAGGCCAGAGCUGGGGGCGCUGGAAAGUAGCUGCCCCACCCCAGUUGACAAGGAGCAGUUAGGUGGAAAGAUGCACAUGAGGGGAAGCCUGGUCGGGCCAGCCCUGGGACCUGAGACCUCCAGGAGCUCAGAGGGCACUACUGAAGCUGCCACCAAGGCCAGGAAGGAGCAGCCGGAGCUUCCACCUGAUACAGUCAUGGGCACACCCAACACCAUGGAGAGGAUUUCCACCUCUGGCCAGAUCCGCUCCGUGAUCAGGAGGAGCCGGGAGACAGACCAUGCACACCCCAUGUCCCGGGAGCCGUCCCCUCGCCGCCGGCUGGACCCCGCCAACCUGAGCAGGACCCCAUCCCAGGAGCAGCUCAUCGCAGAGCUGCAGGGUCGGCUGGGCAUCCAGCCGGAGGCGGAGGAGGCAGCAGGGGCCUCUGUCCAGGACUGGCUGACCGAGGGCAUCGUCAUCACUGUGCAGCCUCGUGGGAGGCAGGCUGGGGGGCAGCUGGUAGAGAAGGUUGUCUUCCCUCCUGGCUCUCCCAUUCCCCUGAGAAGAACCAUCUCUGUUCUGGCUUCUCCUCCUUCUGUCCCUUUGUUCCAGCAUCGCAAAGACACCUCGGCCAGCAGCUCUUCUCCCCUGCCCAGCCUGCCUGCUCCCUUCUCCCUGGGGCCCUCAACUUGCACCCAUGGUUCUCCUAGAGUCCAGAGUGCAGGGAGAGCACCCCCUGAUGAGGGUAUGCAGGGCCCCACCUCGCCCACUCCUGCACCCCACGCCUUGAGGUCCGUUGGCUGCCAGACCGAUGAGGACCCGCUCUUCCCCCCAAUGCAGAUGCAAGGCCUGGAACAAAGAGUGGAUAGAGAGCUGUGCUGGGCAGCUUGCUGGCCUCUGAAUGGCCAGCAGAGCAGACCCACAGGGCAGGAUGAGGGAGGGUUUAUGGCCCAGGGGAAGACAAGGAGCAGCUCACCUCCUGGGGGGCCCCCAAAGCCUGGGAGCCAACUGGACAGCAUGCUGGGGAGCCUGCAGUCCGACCUGAACAAGCUGGGAGUUGCCACGGUCGCGAAAGGGGUCUGCGGGGCCUGCAAGAAGCCCAUUGCUGGGCAGGUCGUGACUGCCAUGGGGAAGACGUGGCACCCAGAGCACUUUGUCUGCACCCACUGUCAGGAGGAGAUCGGAUCCCGGAACUUCUUUGAGCGGGAUGGACAGCCCUACUGUGAAAAGGACUAUCACAACCUCUUCUCUCCGCGCUGCUACUACUGCAAUGGUCCCAUCCUGGAUAAAGUGGUGACAGCCCUUGACCGGACGUGGCACCCUGAGCACUUCUUCUGUGCCCAGUGUGGUGCCUUCUUUGGUCCUGAAGGAUUCCACGAGAAAGAUGGCAAGGCCUACUGCCGGAAGGAUUAUUUUGACAUGUUUGCACCCAAAUGUGGUGGCUGCGCCCGGGCCAUCCUGGAGAACUACAUCUCGGCCCUCAACACGCUUUGGCAUCCUGAGUGCUUUGUGUGCCGGGAAUGCUUCACGCCAUUCGUCAAUGGCAGCUUCUUCGAGCACGACGGGCAGCCCUACUGCGAGGUACACUACCACGAGCGGCGUGGCUCGCUCUGCUCCGGCUGCCAGAAGCCCAUCACCGGCCGCUGCAUCACCGCCAUGGCCAAGAAAUUCCACCCGGAGCACUUCGUCUGUGCCUUCUGCCUCAAGCAGCUCAACAAGGGCACCUUCAAGGAGCAGAACGACAAGCCUUACUGUCAGAACUGCUUCCUCAAGCUCUUCUGCUAGGCACCCCCACCCCUUCAUCUGCCCCCUUCCCUAGCCAAGCACCCCUGACUGCUACUGUGACCCAGAGGCCUCAUCCAGGGUGAAGGGGCAAACCCAACUGAAACUGGAACCCUCGUCCUCAGCAGGUGCAGGAUGGGAAGAGGGCCGCGAGGGGUCCCACCAUUUGUCUUCACCCCUGCCAGAGCCCCUGGGCCUCCUUCCUCACCCUGCAGCUCUCCCUAGGCUGUGUACUCUUCAUCCUCCCAGGAGGUGGAGGCUGGGGGCCCCACAACAUGUGUGUCCCCAGGAACCAGCCUGGCCAGGCCAGCACCCCACACUGGAGCCGGUGGUGGGGGAGGGCAGGCAGCAUCAGAUGGGGUCUCUUUUUAUCCUUAUUUCUCCACCGACCUCAUUGAUUAUCCUUGUUCUGAGAGUACUGGGGGACACCCAGCUCCCUCCAGACAAUGCCAGCGUAAAUCCAUCCAUCCAAGGGUAGAAGUACCCAAGGGGUCGUGGAAGGUUCCUUGGGCUCCUCCUGCUCUUCCAGUCUCCCCGGGCCUGGGUGACUGCCCUCCUCUUUUUACCUCGACCUCCCCUUUUGUAACUGCUCUGGUUCUACUGAGAAAGGCCUCUCCAGCAAUAAUGUUUUAUAGUCACUUCCUUCAUCUCCAGGGACGGCGUGAGGUGGGGAGCAUCACCCGUGCCUGGACACUGUACCGACUUUGGUAGAUUUCUACACUGAGGUUUGAAUUCAUAUCACCUGAGUUGCUUUUACUUCUCUAUAUGAAAUGAUUUUGAAGAGAUUUUAAAGAUGUUCCCUUUUGUACUCUCCUUGUCCACUGCCACUGGUCCUGUUGGUGAUGGUGGCUUUGGUAUGGAGUUUGCUUUGUACUGAGGGCUUAGGGUGGGGAAGCAAUUUGUAUUUUAUUUUUUCUUAGCACAAGCAGGUGAACUGGGAGCAGCUACAUGACUCCUCCUCUUUAACUUAACAGCUCACCAGGACUGUUUUAUAAACUGCUGUAUUUUGAAACUCCUUCCUUACUCCCCAGGCCAGCAAGCUCUUCACUAAAACUGGCCUGAGGGUGUCCUGCCCUUUUGGGCCUAGAAUUCUGAACCUCAUCUGUCCUGUAUCUGAGGGAGAAGAGGAGAGUACACUUAGAGGGGGGCUGCUUCCCUUCUGAGUAAGCCAUUAGGAGCUUUUGCUCCCCUGUGAACUUUUUGGCAACAAAGAGAACCCACUGAACACUCUACGCCUCCUCACUGCUUCUCUGGGACUCCUUCUUCUGCCUUCUCAGGAAAGCUGGUAUGUGAUUUAGACCAUAAAGACCAUGAAGGUCUCUUUGGUCUUAUUGAUUCCACUGGGCCUCAGCACUUCCCCAGAAGUGCUUCUCCUGCCCUUCCUGGAAACUGGGUGUAGCUUCUUCCCCAUUUACAAAUGGGAUCGACUCUCAGGAGGUCUGGGGAGAAGGGCCGAGGUGGUUGCAAGAGGGCCUGAUGGGAUUUUGGGCAGAGGGUCAGGAUCCCGCUAGAACAACAGGAAGCCCCCAGACCUAUUUCUCAAGGAUGAACUAGGAGCAGCCAGGCCUGGUGUUCCUGGUCAACAAAAAGGGACCCCAGUGGAGUAUGAAGGUGAGGAAGACCCUUCCACUAGCCUCCUAGUAGAGUCUGAGUGCACUAGGGUCUCAGAAGAGGGUCCCUCCUUUUUCGCAACCCAGGUCUGGGGAGUUAGCCUGGCCCCUCCAAAGGUCCGAUGUCUCCACUUCCACCCGUAGGCCUUAUUGCUCUGUUUACAGUGACCCACCCCAAACCCCUCCCCAAAAGAGACUGUGGUUUCUGGGCUCCACUGUCUGGGUCAAUGGUUAUUUGAUGAUAUGAUUUUGAUUUUUUUUUUUUUUCUGUAAACUUCUAACCUGGCUUUUCCCAUUUCAAUUCCUGUGAUUUAUGCCAAUAAAGUUUGCCAUUAUUUUCACCUGUGCUAGUGCUGUUUCUUGAUGGUCUGAGAUAACAACAUAGCAGUCCCAGCAGAGAGCCAAACCCUCCCCAGAUUCACUUUUAUCACCAGAUCGAGGGUGAAUCAUUAAUGUUCCUUUACUUGAGGCUAAAAUCUGUGGGGAUGGAAUCCAGGUCCUUGCCUGUGGUCACAGUUCCUACAUUGCUCCUUCAUGAACUUUGCUCUUUCCUGGGCACUUGGUAAAGGAAGGUUGGGGAGCAGUGUUAUUGGACCCUGGGUGGGGCAGGCCUCACCCUAGGUGCUUUCAUGUGCAUUCACUGAGGACAUCCUCACAUGGGCCUGUGGGUGGCCUUCCACUCAUUUACAGAUGGGGAAAGAGGUUCCAAGAGGAGAACUGACAUGCACAGGGCAAUCCCCUGAGUGAGAGUAGAGGCAUGAUGUGAACCCAGGGCUUGCCUUUGCUUGUGUUCCUAUGUUGAGCCAGACACCGCCACACUGGAGCUGACAGCACCUUGGGUGUAGCCCCUUCCUUGCUGAAGGCAGCUACUUACAGUUGAGGGUGGGUCUCUACUGCCUCCAUAUUUGUACGCUUCCUCUUUGCUUUCA
Messenger RNA from Cynocephalus volans (Philippine flying lemur), 5916 nucleotides. RefSeq names its product paxillin (gene PXN). The record is from RefSeq and is a predicted model, not a curated record. The coding region runs from base 141 to 3380 and encodes 1079 amino acids. Gene Ontology annotation, biological process: substrate adhesion-dependent cell spreading; transforming growth factor beta receptor signaling pathway; endothelial cell migration. The transcript has 15 exons. Lineage: Eukaryota; Metazoa; Chordata; Mammalia; Dermoptera; Cynocephalidae.